Messenger RNA from Mizuhopecten yessoensis (Yesso scallop), 6491 nucleotides. Its product is annotated as von Willebrand factor A domain-containing protein 3B-like. NCBI's taxonomy places the organism in Eukaryota, Metazoa, Mollusca, Bivalvia, Pectinida, Pectinidae. The record is from RefSeq and is a predicted model, not a curated record. The transcript is spliced from 22 exons. Bases 262 to 3783 code for a protein of 1173 amino acids.
UGUAAACAAGAUGGCGGCUGUUGGCAGGUUUGAGGUGUUCAAAACAUGAUAUGGGUUAGCGUGACACUGAUAGACACUGAAAGUGAAAGGUUUUUCACGCUACCCUGGUUAUACAUGUGAGGUAUAUGGGACUUUGAUUACACGUGGAUAAGUAAUCAAAAAAGUGAUUUGAUUGAAAAAACGGACCGGAUAAAAAAAGAAAACACGACGAAAGGGAAAGUUACAGUUGGUUUGUCAGCAUAAUAUUUUAAGACAUUUAAGAUGGCUACAAGGCUGAUGGCAUGUGAACCAUACAAGAAAAACGCAUAUUCAGAAGGAGUAACCUUUGAUAUCACUACUCCCACUGCCUCCAUUACCCAGGAUGUGGAAUAUGACCCAGCCAUUAGUGAGAAGAAGACCCCCAGCAAAGAAUGGGAGCUGGAUGUUCGCUCUCUUAUAUCCACUAAGAAAUGGCUACAGAACUAUGGCCUGAAGAAGAACAAGAUCAGCCUCAAACAGAUCCUCCCAACUAUCGGAUUCAAACACAGCGAUGAUUUUGACUCGUCUUUGAAGCGACCGAUUAGCUCCAGAUACAGCUCAGGGUUAUUCAGCAAGAUAUUCAGUCCAAGUGAUGGCAAAACAUUCAAUGUAACAUGUAGCCGACAGAUGCUGAAACAAUUGGAAGGGAGAUUACUCCAAGCAAUAGCUCUCUAUAAGAGGAGACUUGAAUGGCUGACAUCAGAAAGCCGGCGACUAUUUGGCGUAAUUGAAGAAAAGGGUGUGACCAUUGUGCUAGAUAUCCGGAACAUGUCACCACAACAGUUUGACCAGUACAAGAUAGCACUAGAGAGGGUCAUCUUUGAACAACUUACACAAGUUGCCAAAUUUAACCUGAUAAGGGCUGUGGAUGAUUUGGUUUCAUAUCAGGAGGAAUGUGUACCAGUGACCUUUGACACCAUACAGGGAGCUGUUGAUUGGGUGUGGUCACUAGACCGUCUCCAGUCAGUGUCACGGUCUGCUGCUUGUGAAGCUGUGCUCAAGGCAAUGGCUGAUAAAAACAAUGAAGCUGUUUACCUGUUUACAGAAGGAACAUCUAUAGAUACCUGUAAAGAGAUCAUGAAAGAAAAGGUGGCAGCACUACGACGGAAGAUCCCUGUUCACUGUGUGUCAUAUAACUGUGGAAGCUCGGACACCGUCCGCUUUCUCAGAGACUUCGCACCAUGCACUGGUGGAAAAUUCCAUGCAUAUGCUGUGAUCAUGGAGAUGGACUCGUAUGAAGGUGAGCCUCUAAACCCCCGUACCAAUAAGGCUAAUAUCCUACUGAAAAAGAAGACUUAUGGAGGGGUGCCUCCAGGGUCGGGCAUGCGGGAGGAUGUCAUCCUCCUGUUUGAGGAGCUAGAGGAAGCUAAGAACAAUCUCUCACAGAUUCAGUCCUUGAUGGAGGAGGUACCAGAACCAAAGAUACAGAUAGACUCUGUGAUAGAGAGAACGCAACUCACAGAUCCAGAGGAACAAUAUAUGAGCUCAAAAGACUGGUUGAAGAAAUUCGGAUUGGCCGCUAGACGACUGGAAUUGUAUGAUGUUCUUGCUGGUGUAGCCUUCAAACAUAUGGAUGGUGUAGUGGACAUUAAACAGAAACCGGACCAUAACACACACACAGACGCUGUCAGAAAGCCUAAGUUGAUGAACGCUAAGUACUGUGACAGAUUUCCUGUGGUUCGGUGGAAAGAUGGAGGAGUGGUUCAUGUUCAGGUCACACCCGAGAUCCACCGUAGCUACGAACAGAGGAUGAAUGUGGCAGUACAGGCCUUCCAUCAGCGGGUGGACUGGCUGAACCAGGGGAGUAGAGCCUUAUUUGGGACAGUAAUUGAGGAUCAGAUCUACAUCCUCAUUGACACCUCCUCCUCAAUGACACCCAGUAUUCAGUUUGUUAAGGAUAAGCUUUUUAUCCUUAUGCAGGAACAACUUCGACACAAGAUGAAGUUUAACUUGGUGGCCUUCAACUCUAAAGCCAUAUCCUGGCAAAACCGCCUGGUGGAGGUGAAUGAACAGAGCCUGAAAGGAGCGUGGAAGUGGAUCCAGGGACUAAGCUGUUGGGGAUCUACCAAUACCUACGCAGCUCUCCAAUUUGCUAUCUCUGACCCUGGUACACAGGCCAUAUACCUACUAACCGAUGGUAGACCUGACCAGCCUCCCCGAUCCAUCAUAGCCCAGGUACAGAUGCAACACUGUGUUCCCGUCCACACCAUCUCCUUCAACUGUAAUGAUACAGAGGCCAACCAGUUCCUGUGUGACCUUGCACGUAACACAGGGGGUCGCUACCAUUAUUUCUCUGAGAAGGGCAAGCUUGACCAAGACCAGCCUGCGUCCUGGGAGAGUGAAGAUAUCCGCCUGCUCAAAGAGGAGGCAAGUCGUGGAAGGGAGAGUCUUGACAAGGUGGAAGAACUCCGUGAUGAGUGUUCCAACCUCUCCUGGAAAAAGGAAGUAGAGUCACUCAGAAGAUGUUCCAGGAGCCACCCUAAAUCUCUGACAGAUCGUGUCUCUGCUGUCCCUCCUCUUAACACCAGUGACCUGUACCGAUCCUCCACUCCCCCUCCCCCCAAAACACUGAGUGCCUCCAUGGAUUCUCCGCUGAUGUCCCCUGCCCCUCCCAAACAGUCCAGGGCCUAUUCAGCUCAUAGAUCUUUGAGCUCAUCCCUUGAUUUUCAACGUCCAAAGUCAGCCGUCCCAACAAGUGGAUCAAAAACUGAACGCAGUCCUCUCUCAGCAAGUCACACAAGGACUAGUCUACUACGCACACUCAACAGUACCGGAAAUUUCUCUCCUGAGGAAUGGUUAUUACCAGAGACCCGUCAGCUGUUUGAGAAACAGGCAGUUCGACAAAAACAGCUUGCAAUAGUGUUACAGCGCUAUGACAUGUCUCCCUACAUCUUGGAAGAAAAUGAUGAAACCCGAAAGACCAGCAGCAGAAGGAGCAAGAUAAAGAAAAACAUCAAACCUCAUUCCAUGUCAUCCAAGAUGUGGCUUAGCAAGCAUGGUCUGGUGGCCAAGAAACUUACCAUACUGGACGCACUUGCGCCGACUUUCGUUUCCCACAGCGCCAAAUAUGUGCCAAUCCUGGACAAGCAUGUGGUUGCAAAGGUGUUUGAUGGGGUUUUACCACUGGCCCAUGUAUCAUCCCGCAGCAGACAGAAAAUCACACUGGUCAAUCCACUGGCCGUGGACCUCAAGGGCUACGAGGCGAAAGUCCGGUCAGCUAUUAACCUCUACAAAAGACGACUGGACAAGAUAGUUUGGGAAGCCCUUUCACAGGACACAAAGGAUGGGUUUGGGUCUGAUGAGCCAUUAUCAUUUGAUAACAAUCGUCUGGUGCUAAUAAAGGCGCUAGACACAGCCGGCUGGCCCAUUGAAGAGUCAGAUAUCCUUUUACUAGAAGAAGAAAUUGCCCGGGGUAACAAAUUCCUCAGCCAGGCUGAAGAACUCCGCAAAAACUCUGACACAAGAAAUUCUGAUAACGAUGAUGAGGUCCCGAUCUCUAAGAAAAAUAGACGGAAGCAUAGUCGUCGUUCCCGCAGCAGCAUCAGCAGCAGUGGGUCUCGCUCCAGUCGGUCAUCAUCGAGGUCAAGUUCUAGGUCAAGGUCAACAUCUCGGUCAGUGUCCAGGAAAGGAUCAGAUGUUUUGAUAUCACAUCAACAUUUAGAUGUGAACUUAGAUGAUGAUCUUAAUGUGUAUGAUGACAAAGCAAGUGUCGUGUCCAAUCUGACCAACAAUACCAAUCAGGAAUAUGAGGUAAGUCACACGUAAUGUAGUGCUGCAACCCCACCCCCUAAUUACUUGUCUGGCAACGUUCUAUUGUUUGCCUUGCCCCGCCCACUUAGCUAGUGUGGCCCCACCCCUGCAUGGCUUAUAUAUAUUUAUAUAAUAUGGAUGGGAACAGGGCAUGUCAACCAUUAUCCUGCUAGAUUUAUUGAUGCAUGUACAAUUUGCCAAAAUUUCAGAUGAUAAUAUUCAUAGAAAGCCAAAUCUAGUUCUGUUUACCUGGCAUGUAAAUACUGCUAGAAUUAUUUUAACACACUUAAUGAAUGGCAGGAGUUUGUGUUUUUAGCACAUAUAACAAAAUGAUGAAAAACAAAAUAUGUUAUACAUUUAAAUGAAUGUAUAAUCAAAAAUUUAAAAAGGUAUUCAAUUAUCUAAUUAAUUAAAGCACCAUUUAGGACAUUCAAUUUUUUAUUUGUUAAUAUUUAAAAAUAACAUUUACAAGAUAACAGGGCUAAGGUGCCUAAAGCAAUUCAGUUUGUAGUAUUGAUCAUAACAUAAUGGACCAAAUGUCGUAAAAGACCUGAAAUUCUUUAAAUCUGUAUUUAAACUACAUGAUAAAAAUAAUAAGUUUAAUUUAAUCUGUUCACAUAUCUAAAAACAAUUACACUACUAGUAUGUAGUUUAAAAUGGAUUUAUCAUAUAUGGAAAUGAAAAUAACGCCAUCAGGUAGUUUUAGUUCAACUUUCAGCUAAGUAAGGAAAGUGCAAAAUUAGAUCCACGCAAGAAAUUUAUUUUUUUAAAUUAUAUUUCCAUAAUCUUUGUUGCUUAAACACAUAUCUAUGUGUUAACCUUAUUUUAGCUCAAUAUAAGAGGAUAUGUCUGGUUGAGUAUCAAAUUUGCAUACUAUGGUACAUACCUAAUCUAUGUUGCUGUUAGGCACUGGGCACUUUGGUAUCCCUCGGGUGAGCAGUCUUCUGUCCAUACCCAUCUCAUGACACCACCGGGGGGAUUUUCUGUAAACCUCCUUGGAUUACAAUGCAGCCUAUUAAAUCAUUACGUGUGACUUUCCUUGUGGAAUUCUCUUAUUUUCUGCAAAUAUUUCAAGAAUAAUUGUAUAUUCAUAUUUUAAAUAAACCAUUCAGUAAAAUUGCAAAAGUAUGGAAAACUGUAUAUAUUUAUGUAUAUCUUUAGUUAAAGUAAAAAUGAACAUUACAUAGAUUUUUUUUAUAUUUGUUUUAACAAUGAAGGGAAAUGAAAAGAGGUAUUUAAACCAGCCAUGUAAUUAAUGAGAUAUAGUUGAUGGUCACUUUAUAUAAGUAUGUUAAAAGCAUUCUGAAUAUUGUCAUGUGUUAUUGGUCAUUAGCCUCGAGUGCUUGAUCUUUCAAAAGAAAGUAAAUGAUUUGCAGGCCUAUUUUCAGAAAUAAGCCUUUAAGAAAGAAUGAUAUGUAGAUCAGUUAGAAAACUUAAAGGCGGGCCUAAUAUUGAACAUGGUCUUAUCAAUGAUAAUGGUCUUACCACUGGUAGAAUAUACAAUUGUAAUACAUGUAAUAGAAAUGUUGCAUUUGAUGAUUUUAUUUCUCUUACCUACUUGGAAUUUUGUUAUCUUUAUAUAAAGAUCCAAUUAGUAUGUAUUGGUAUUUACAUUGAACCUGAAUUUUGGUUCAGUAUUCAGGUCUAAAGCAGACUAAUAGUUGAAACAAAAUGAAAUGUGUUUGAUUUCAAACCUGGUGGAAAACAUAAGCAGGAUUUCUCCUGAAUACUUUCCACUAAAAUAACCUACCACUAAAGGAUGCUGGUUUACAGUACCCAAGAAUGAUACAGGGUAGUGUGGUGUGUGGUAGUAAUGUUUGUUAUAGCUUACUGAUAUAUGUUGAGAAGAUUUUUUUUUCAAUUCAAGACAAUUCUCUCAAACUAUUAUUAAAAACUAAAUUGGCAAAGUUAGUAAAAAAUUUACAAUGUUUUUCCUUUCCUUUGGUGUAUUUGUUUAAGUGUGGUUUUGACUUUUUUUUUCACUUGUUAUAUUAAAUAUAUAUAUAUAUAUUCUGUUAGUUGUUAAAUUUGCUCAUAGUUUAUGCUUAAAGAUAAAAAGUGUUAAAAUUUGCUCAUAUUUUAUGCUUAAAAUGAUAAUUAUUGAAUGAUCUGUCAUAUUUUACAUGUACCGGUAUGUGAUGAUUGUCAUCUGUCCUGUAAAUACAAAAAACUCCAUCUGUUACCAUAGUAACUAGUCAUGCUCACCAAUCAGUAUUACUUAAAUGUAACCAAGAGUAAUCCAACCGUCCUCAUAUUUUUUUAUAUAAUUUUUUCUUAAAAUUUCUAAUUCGUUUUAUCAAAUUUAACUUCAUGACAAUAUGAAGUGUUCUACAUAACAUUGUAUUUACAUCAGUGUUAACUGAGCGCGUUAUGUGCUGCAUGUUUAAUCAUAUACAGGUAUAUGCUUUAUGUUUAGGCUAUAUACACUUGUCUCAUGGUAAAACAUGUCAGUCCUUAUAUUUAUGUGUUUUUUGUUCUUUAUGCAUAUGCCUGUUGAAAACAAGGUGUUAAUCCUGAUGUGUAUGUUUAAUGUUUAUGUUGUAUAUGCUUGUGUUUUAAUUCUAUCAAUUAUAUCAACCCUCACAUUCUAAUGGGGGGCUAUUCAAAUCACCCUUUGUCUUUGGUCCGUUGUCCGUCCAUUCAUCAUUAAACAAUUCUUGUUAUCAUUAUUUCUCAGGAAGUACUAAAGGGAUCUGUCUCAAAUUUGAUAAAAAGUUUCCCCU